This is a messenger RNA of Racocetra persica, 646 nucleotides long. The record is from the annotation of a GenBank genome assembly. Lineage: Eukaryota; Fungi; Glomeromycota; Glomeromycetes; Diversisporales; Gigasporaceae.
CACAAUGUGGAAGAAGAAAUUAUAUGUAAAUAUUUAGUAGGAUGCGAUGGCACUCAUUCUGCCGUCAGAAAAGGAAUAAAGGAUUGGACUUAUGAAGGUCAGGCGUUGAAAUCUUCCUGGGCUGUAGCCGACGUAGAAGUUGAUCAUGAAUUGCUUAAAUACGACCAUGCAACCUUUUUCAUAAUUAAUGAUGGACCUAUUGCGUUAUUCCCAUUGGAUGCUAGAAAAAAUACUUACCGUGUCGUUGCCAAAGUUUCUGACGAGGAGGAUAAACAUGAAACUAAUGAUCACGUUACAAAUGGUCUCACAAAUGAAACGCAUAUUACGCUGGAAGAAAUGCAGAAACUGUUUGAUGAGAAAAUUGCCCCGAUUAAAAUGGAACUAAAGAAUCCAGUAUGGAUUUCCAAUUUCAAGAUUAACGAAAGAAUUGCAAAUAGAUAUAGAACAGGAAAUGUGUUCGUCGCUGGAGAUGCUGCUCACUGUCAUUCGCCAGUUGGUGGUCGAGGCAUGAAUUUAGGAAUUCAAGACGCUCAUAACUUGGCAUUCAAAUUGGCUCUAGUUAUUAGAGGUCAGACGGCUGACGCUAAUAAAUUUCUUGAUAGUUAUGAAAAAGAACGGUACCCCGUUGGUAAAAGUGUUGUUGAAG